AUGCUUGCAGCAGGCUACAUAACGAUCAAAUGCUUGACACCCCCAAAUCCAGCCCAAAAUCGCCACAACACCGACCGCGUCAGCCUAAUAGUAACGGUUAUCACUCCAUUAAUGCGCCUCGUGAUCGUGGGAUUCAUAUAUCACGCGCUCCUCACAAUCCUCCCCUCAUACGCGCCAGCCCACAUUCCCCAGCUCUGUCCAGGAUACCCAACCAUCAACGUCGCCCUCUUCACCUGGAACGCGACGACCGCGUCCUCGCUGGCCGCCAUCUUCGUCGGCGGAUACAUACGUCUCGCGGCCUAUAGUGGCCUAGGCCGGUCAUUUACCUUCCACCUCACUGCGCCGGAUCACCUCAUUACGGAUGGGAUUUAUCGCUGGAUUCAGCAUCCCAGCUACGUGGGGCUGGCGUUGCUUACGGCUGGUUGUGAGGGAUUGUUUCUGAGGUGGGAUGCGACACCGGCUUGUUGGGUGAGCGAGGAGGUCCUGGCGAGGUUGGAUGGGUGGGGUGUUUCCGUUAUUGUGGGUGCGUUGGUGUUGAAUAUUGCGAUUUGUGCUGCGAGGGUGAAGGAUGAGGAGGACAUGUUGAGGGGGCAGUUUGGGAAGGAAUGGGAAGAGUGGCAUCGUAAGACGAAGAGAUUUGUUCCGGGGAUUUUCUGA
Molecule: messenger RNA, 657 nt
Organism: Penicillium lagena
Lineage: Eukaryota; Fungi; Ascomycota; Eurotiomycetes; Eurotiales; Aspergillaceae
Product: methyltransferase family protein
Exons: 1
Coding region: 1-657 (218 amino acids)
Biological process (GO): C-terminal protein methylation
Cellular component (GO): endoplasmic reticulum; membrane
Molecular function (GO): protein C-terminal S-isoprenylcysteine carboxyl O-methyltransferase activity
Source: RefSeq, a predicted model, not a curated record